AUGUCUUUCUCAGGGAUAUACCAGAUGGAGACACAUGAGAACUUUGAGUCUUUCAUGGAGGCUAUUGGUCUCCCUGAUGAGCUUAUCCAGGAGGGCAAAGACAUCAAGAGCAUCUCUGAGAUUGAGCAGACUGGAGACCACUUCAAGAUGACUGUCACCACGGGGACAAGGAUCCUCACCAACUCCUUCACCAUUGGCCAGGAGACGGAGCUCGAGUCGCCGACCGGGGAGAAAGUCACUAUCUAA
Messenger RNA from Salvelinus namaycush (lake trout), 246 nucleotides. Its product is annotated as fatty acid-binding protein, liver-type-like. The record is from RefSeq and is a predicted model, not a curated record. The transcript is spliced from 3 exons. Gene Ontology annotation, biological process: fatty acid transport. NCBI's taxonomy places the organism in Eukaryota, Metazoa, Chordata, Actinopteri, Salmoniformes, Salmonidae. Bases 1 to 246 code for a protein of 81 amino acids. Gene Ontology annotation, cellular component: nucleus; cytosol. Gene Ontology annotation, molecular function: fatty acid binding.